UCAUGAUGAUAAAAUAUGUAACCGAAUUCUAGCAUACAAUAACAACACUUUAGACGAAAUGAUAUUAGCACAUGCUUAUCAACAGAAAUUUGGUGAAAAGACCUUACUAUACGAUAUUGACGAUAUUUGGAAUGGGAAACGGAACAUGUUCAUGCCCUCGCAUAGUCAUGAGUUAGAAGCUGUAAAGUUGUUGACUAAACUAGAUAUAAACUCUGAAAACAUACAACAUACUAUUCAAAAAUAUGAUAUUGAUUUGGACGUAGCCGAUUCUUUAGGCAAUACUCGUCUUAUGAUUUCUUCUGCCAAUGACCAACAUGAAGUUAUUAAAUGUUUAAUUAAUCUUGGCGCUGACUUAGAAUGCUCCAAUGACAUAGGGUUUACUCCUUUAAACCUAACUAUAAUGCGAUACAUAUGUUUAUUAAAUAACAUAAAUUAUUGGACUGAAUAUUUAAUACCUCAUGUCGAUUUAAAAUUUAAUAUUAUAAAAGAAGAUCAACAUAUUACAUUAAAUAACAUACAAACAACAAACUUCUUUCAGCCAGAAAAUUUAAAAAAUAUGAAGGUAAAUUAUACUUAAGUAUCUAAAUAUUUUACCAAGUUAAUAAAAAUCAAU
This is a messenger RNA of Metopolophium dirhodum (rose-grain aphid), 613 nucleotides long. RefSeq lists its product as uncharacterized. The coding region runs from base 59 to 577 and encodes 172 amino acids. The record is from RefSeq and is a predicted model, not a curated record. Gene Ontology annotation, molecular function: protein binding. NCBI's taxonomy places the organism in Eukaryota, Metazoa, Arthropoda, Insecta, Hemiptera, Aphididae. The transcript has 4 exons.